This is a messenger RNA of Periophthalmus magnuspinnatus, 8818 nucleotides long. It is a transcript of the gene sec24c, whose product is annotated as SEC24 homolog C, COPII coat complex component. Gene Ontology annotation, biological process: COPII-coated vesicle cargo loading; endoplasmic reticulum to Golgi vesicle-mediated transport; intracellular protein transport. NCBI's taxonomy places the organism in Eukaryota, Metazoa, Chordata, Actinopteri, Gobiiformes, Gobiidae. Gene Ontology annotation, cellular component: COPII vesicle coat; endoplasmic reticulum exit site. The transcript has 24 exons. Gene Ontology annotation, molecular function: SNARE binding; zinc ion binding. The coding region runs from base 207 to 4142 and encodes 1311 amino acids. The record is from RefSeq and is a predicted model, not a curated record.
GGAUGUGGACGUGGCACAGGCUGCGGCAGUUCCGCUGGAUGUCCGCUUCAGCCCCAGAGCUCCGUGAAACCGAAAGGGAUUAGUGCAACUCCCCGGGACGACUUUGGCCUCGUAGUGUCCGCUUCAGCUGCGGGUUUUUGCUCUGCACCGACCAGGGAACAGCCUGACUCUUCACCGCGGCUGGGAGUUUUAGGGAUGAACUGAGGAUGAAUGUAAACCAGCACACUCCGAUGGCCUCUCCGUACGGCCAGCCCCCGCCCGGGUACCCUCAGCCCGGGUACGGCCCUCUCGAUGGGGGAUACCAUGCUCCCUACGCCCCCUACAACGGACCAGCCUCUGCCUACCAACCGGGAGCCCCCCAACAAGGUUACUCUCCUUUCUCCAGUUGUCCCUCUAAAGCUGUGGCCGCAAACCCAGUCUCUGACCUCUCCUCUCCUCUUGACUUGGGCCCCUCCAGAGCUCCUCCCACCUCGGCCCCGCCUCCCGUCUCUGCGCCUCAGCCGUAUAGCCAGUACAGCCAAUCACAGGCCAGCAUCCAGAAUGGACCCCCACCGCUGACCCAAGCCCCGCCCAUGACCCAAGCUCCGCCAAGGCCUCCAGUGUCUCAGCCUUACCACCAGGGGGCCGUGAACAUGUCCGGACCCCCUCAGCCUUCAUACCCGCCACACUACGGCCCUCCUCCCACAAUGCAACAGGUCUCCAAUCAGAUGGGAGGGAUGCAGAUCAACGCGGGACCCCCUACCCCUGCUGGCGCCGGAUAUGCUCCUCCCCCUCACAGUGCCCCUCCUCCAGUGAGUGCACCCUACUCUGGAGCCCCGCCCUCUUUCUCCCAAGCCCCUCCUUCUUUCUCCCAAGCCCCUCCCCCUGCAACCACUGCCCCGACACAAGCUCCGCCUCCUUCAUCUACUGCCCCGCCAUCAACACAGCACCAGCAAUACUACGGGGGGCUACCGCAACCAUCUCAACAAUACCCCCCCUCUAUGCCUCCCACGUCCCAGACACAGUUCACCUCUCCUGCCCCUCCCCAACAAGCUCCGCCCCCAUCGCAAUUCAGCUCCGCCGCUCCUCUACAACCUCCGCCAUCGUCCCAACCACAUUACACUUCGCCUUCUCCGCAACCACCUCAGUCAAUGCCCCAAAACUAUCCCCCAUCGUCGUAUUCGGGACCUACGGGACCAGCUCAGCCCGCCCCUCCGCCCGUGUCCCAAGCAUCGCAACUACGUUAUCCACCCCAACAACCUCCUCCAUCACAGCACCAGUCACCUCCCUUCUCCUCCUCUGCCCCUCCACCUAUGACUCAGCCUGGGUACGCCGCGGGACAGUCCCCUCUUCCUCCUCCACCCACCCAAGGGUCGUUCCCUUCACCCACAGCCCCACCUCCCACAUCUCAACCAGGAGCAUUUCCUCCGACCUCAACCUCAUCAGGACAGUUCCUCUCUGGGCCGAUGCCGCCACAGUCCCAGGGGCAAGUUCCGCUUCCUCCGCAGUCCCAAAAUCAGCCUUCCCCCUACCACUCAGGUCCGCCCCCUCCCAGACCCCAAAUGCCACCGACGUCGAUGCAACAGAGCAACCACAUGCCACCAUCACCGCAGGGACCCCCACCCAUGGGCCCCCCGCCUAUGGGACCUCCGGGACCCAUGCAGCAGCAGCCUCCACCUCAGCCUGGCAUGCCCACUGGGUACCCUCCUCAGCAAAAUGGAGCCUAUGGGCAGGUGAGAGCUGCUCAGCCCGGUUAUCCAGGCCCGUAUCCUGGACAACAGAACUACGGAGGCCCCGCCCCCGGCCCUGCCCCUGGCCCCGCCCCUGGUCCUGCUCCUCAGAAGAGACUGGACCCUGACGCCAUCCCCAGUCCGAUCCAGGUGAUUGAGGACGACAAGGCCAAGUGCACAGAGCCGUUCACUACAGGGGUCAGAGGUCAAGCCCCGCCCCUCGUCACUACAGACUUCCACGUUCGGGAUCAAGGGAACGCCAGCCCUCGGUUCGUGCGCUGCUCGGCCUACAGCAUGCCCUGCACCGCCGACAUGGCCAAACAGUCUCAGGUUCCUCUGGCCGCGGUCAUCAAGCCCCUGGCCACACUGCCCCCGGAGGAGACCCCUCCGUAUGUGGUGGACCACGGGGAGUCUGGUCCCAUCCGCUGUAAUCGCUGUAAGGCCUAUAUGUGCCCGUACAUGCAGUUCAUCGAAGGAGGGCGGAGGUUCCAGUGUGGUUUCUGUAGCUGUGUCACAGAGGUGCCUCAACAUUAUUUCCAGCAUCUGGAUCACACCGGGAAGAGAGUGGACUGCUACGACCGACCCGAGCUGUCUCUGGGCAGUUAUGAGUUUCUGGCCACUGUUGACUACUGUAAGAACAAUAAGCUUCCUCAGCCUCCUGCCUUCAUCUUCCUCAUCGAUGUUUCGUACAACGCGGUGAAGAGCGGUUUGGUCAGCAUGGUGUGUCAAGAGCUCAAGACGCUGCUGGACUAUCUGCCCCGGGAAAACCCAGAGGCAGACUCGGUGGUGCGCGUGGGCUUUGUCACCUAUAAUAAAGUGAUGCACUUUUAUAAUGUGAAGGCGAGUCUGGCCCAGCCGCAGAUGCUGGUGGUGUCGGACGUGUCGGACAUGUUUGUGCCACUGCUGGACGGCUUCCUCGUCAACGUGAACGAGAGCAGACAGGUCAUCGAGAGUUUGUUGGACCAGAUUCCAGAUAUGUUCGCUGACACAAGAGAAACAGAGACCGUGUUUGGACCAGUCAUUCAGGCCGGACUGGAGGCUCUCAAGGCUGCAGACUGCGCUGGGAAGCUGUUCAUCUUCCACACGUCUCUGCCGAUCGCCGAGGCUCCUGGGAAACUGAAAAACAGAGAGGACAAGAAGCUAGUGGGGACGGACAAGGAGAAGUCUCUGUUCCAGCCUCAGAUCAGCUUCUAUAACUCUCUGGCCAAAGACUGUGUGGCUCAGGGCUGCUGCGUGGACCUCUUCCUGUUCCCAAACCAGUACGUCGACGUGGCAACGCUCGCAGUGGUGCCUGUGUCCACCGGGGGCUCUGUCUAUAAAUACACAUACUUUCAGGCUCAGUCUGAUCAGGAGCGGUUCUUGAACGACCUCAGACGAGACAUUCAGAAGCUGGUGGGUUUUGAUGCUGUGAUGAGAGUCCGCACCAGCACAGGGAUCCGGGCCACGGACUUCUUGGGCUCGUUUUUCAUGAGUAACACCACAGACGUAGAGCUGGCUGGGCUGGACUGUGACAAAGCCAUCACCGUGGAGUUUAAACACGACGACAAACUGAGUGAAGACACGGGGGCGCUCAUGCAGUGUGCGGUCCUGUACACGAGCUGCAGUGGUCAGCGGCGUCUCCGAGUUCACAACAUGGCGGUGAACUGCUGCUCUCAGCUCGCAGACCUGUAUCGCAACUGUGAGACCGACACCAUCAUCAACUACUUCGCAAAGUUUGCCUUCCGUGGCGUCGCCAACAACCCCACGAAGACGGUGAGGGACACGUUGGUCAACCAGUGCGCUCAGAUUCUGGCCUGUUACAGAAAGAACUGCGCCAGCCCCUCGUCUGCAGGACAGUUGAUUCUGCCCGAGUGCAUGAAGCUGUUGCCCGUGUAUCUAAACUGUGUUCUGAAGAGCGACGUCUUGUUGCCGGCCGCUGAUGUUUCCCUUGACGACCGCGCGUACCUACGGCAACUGAUCAGCUCUAUGGACGUGGCCGAGACGCACGUGUUCUUCUACCCCCGACUCCUGCCCCUGACAAAGUUGGAUGGCGGGUCGUUGCCGAUGGCGAUCAGGGACUCGGAGGAGCGUCUGUCGAAAGGUGGAGUUUACCUCCUGGAGACGGGGCUGCACCUGUUCCUUUGGGUCGGAGCCAGUGUCCAGCAGGAACUUCUGCAGAACCUGUUUGGAACGCCGAGCUUCAGCCACAUCGACGCCAACAUGACGAGUUUACCGGAGCUGGACAACCCUUUCUCCAAGAGACUCAGAGAAAUCAUUUCAGAUUUCAGAGCACAGCGGCCGCGGUUCAUGAAGCUGAUGGUGGUGAAACAGGAGGAUCGCUCCGAGCUGAUUUUCCGGCACUUUUUGGUGGAGGACAAAAGCGCCAGCGGAGGAGCCUCGUAUGUGGACUUCCUCUGUCACAUGCACAAGGAAAUACGGCAACUCCUGAGCUAGGCCCCGCCCCCUUUACCCAUCAGGCACUUCUCCUCCUUCUCCUCCUCCCUCUCUCCCGGUCACUUUUCACCAUUAUUAUUUUGUGAACGAAAGCGCUUUACCUUUUUUUUUAACCUUAUGAAACUCGUCUCCAGCUGCCCGUGGAGCUGCUGGAGCCGCGUGUUGGCGUGUGUGGAUAAGAUUGUUCUAAAGCUUUUCUUUAGUAUGUAAAUAAGUACAAAAAUAUGUAUGCAACCUUUUUGGAGUGAAUGAGGGAGAUUUGAAGUUUAGUCCACUUACUGUCAAACAUAAACACUGAGACGAUUAGGGUCCGAUUAAAAAAAACGUAUAAUUACAAAACUUUUAUAUUAAACCCAUCAUAAUAAAAGUGCUGCUGCGCGUCUCCCCCCGUCAAAGGCCUUAGUGACACUUUCCAAGCUGCUCCUCUUGUCAAAAUAAAUGUGUUUACCUAGUGGAAUAUUUAAAGGUGCGCUCUGUAACCUUCCUGGUGAGCCGCGAGGUCCGUCACCAUGGAGAUUUUGUGUGGCUUUGGCUGGAAUUUUCCCCCAGUAUGGCAUUAAGGAUGUGAUUUUAUAGCAUGGGUUUCAUUACAGAGGUUUUAUUGGUCAAAAAAAAAAGAAAACAUUGAGAAACAGAUCUGGCCUGUAACUUGGCCUGGUGGCGUCGCCCUGGAGACAAAGCUUUGGCAGAAAAGUUCCACAGUGCACCUUUAACUAAUGCAUUAAUCCAUCUUCCCCAUAAACGUCAUAAUGAAGCUGUCACACUGUGGUGUUCUGGCCACAAUGAAAUGUUUUGAACUCUUGUAAUAAAUAAAAGUAUAUAUCUGAUUGGGGUAAAGUUCAUGUUUUAUGGGAUUUUUGGUUCAUUCUGGUGCGAAGAUGAAAUCGUUUAUAUCAGGAGAUUUGGAGUAGCAGAACGGACUAGGUCUCACUUUUGUAAUUCAAAACGUCUUAAGGUUUUAACCCUGUCAAACCAGCGGUGUGAGCGUUAAGGGGCGUUACCUUCAACAACCUUCACCUUAACAACGCUGUCAAUCAAACCUGUUGCUAACGCUAGUGGGUAAAGAAGGCGCCUGAUUAGUCUGUUAUUAAAAACAGGGUCAUAUAGAGCAUUUCGGUCUUAAAAUAUGAACAUUUUAAGACCAAAAUGACGAGUCUGACAACAGCAGUUACAGAGAGAGGGGCCGAUGCUUUUGUCAACCGUCUAAUCGAUUAAUACAUUUUUAAUCAAGUUCUUUCAAAUUGUCUUGUACAAGAGAUCGAGGUUAACUCCUGUCUGCUACUCCAAAUGUUUGAUCACUGCAAUGAGACCACGACCAGUCGAAAGUCUGGACACGCCCCCCUCUCAUUUAGGACACGCCCCCUCAUUCAGUAUUUUUAAAAUUUAUUUUUACUAUUUCUACAUUUUAUAAACACACAGAAUAGAUCAAAUAUAUGAAGUAAGAUUUAGGGAAUUAUAGUAAAGAAAAAACUGAAAUAACUGAUUUUUUUUAUUUUAUAUUCAAAUCCUCAAAGUCUCUGCCCUUAGCUCUACUAAAUAUUUUUUGACCAAGCAAUUUCACGUUUUUUCAUAUUUCUUACUUCAUAUCUGAUGUCUUCCGUUUGUUUAUAAAAUGUAGAAAUAGUAAAAUUGAAGAAAAAAUAAACCUAGAACUGAUCGAGUCCAAACUUUGUUGAAAACUGAACAUUUUCAAUGUUUUAGUGGAAAAAAGCCUCCUACCAAUAAUAUGUUUUAUUUUGGAAAUCUCAGUGCUACAAACUUUAUAAUUCUACUUCCUGUCUACAAUCUUUCCACAAUAAGACGUGACUCAUCUUUAACCACAACAAAACGCCAUCAAACUGUUUCACUGUUUUAUUCUGAAAAUCCAGUAUGUAAAUAAAAUAUACUAUAACAUGUACAGAAUUUAGACAAAACCCAAAUUUUAAAGGCCCACUGCGUAACUUUUCUGUUGGGGGGACGGGCCUGCCACCUGCUCGUCUCCAUGGAGAUGUUACUGCUUUGCCCGGAAUGUUCCACAGCACAGCAUUAACUGCAUCUAUCUUCGGUUUAUCCAUUGGUUUUAUUGCUGAAGCCCACUUUUAUAAACAUACAUUCUCACACGUCAGAUCCGUGGAGAGGCGAGCCCACUGACUUCAACUUGUCCUGGUAGAUAAGAGUGCUUUAAGGCCAUGCUGUGGAAAAUAACAAGAAAAAGCAAUCGCAUCUCCGUGGAGACAAGAACCCCUUGACAGACCCUCCACCAGAAAAGUUACACAGUGAAGCUUUAAAGAUCUGAAGCCUCAGUAGCUGCUGACGGCUUCGUGAAACCCCGACUCAUUUUGUCUGGAGUGAGUGUUGAGUUCGCGGUCCUGGUGAAUUCUUCUGAGGAACAGAGGGAUUGCAAACAUGCAGUUAUUUUUCCAACAUUUUUGAGAUUUGUUAAUUUCGCCUUUCCUCUUGUUUGUCCCUUUUCUCACACCGUAGAGGCUCUUUUCGUGUGGUGUUUGGUUAGACCCUCUGUUCCGACGUCACUGACCCAAUCGUUUUCACUGUAACUUUACAUUUUUGUUUCUUACUUUAAACUUUUUGAUCAGUUUUCCAUUGUGGCCUCUUGGGACUGCUAAUAAAUGAUUGUUGACGACGUUCACUGAGGAGUGGUAUUUUGUUACGUUAAAGGUGCUAAAUUAAACUGACUCUUGUAGCUUUAAUCCAUGUUCUAAUGUUGUUACCUCCUCAAAAAUAGACCUGGAGUUGUGAUUUAUCUCAUUCACACAUGUUUGUCCACAUCUCCAAAGCUCAAAAUGCUCUGUUGCACCUUGUGAUGUCAUGAAGUGGUAGUUUUCAACAGCUCCUUUUCCCUUUAGUUCAGUAGAGAUGUGGCAAUUCCAGGGCUGAAAUGAUCCAAAUGAUUCUAGUGAAGGUGUAUGGAGUUUAAAAACACAGCGGAGCACUUCCUGUAUUACCACAUGAUGACAUCACAAAGUGGAACAGAGCGUUUUCAGUUUGAGAGAACUAAACAUGUGUGAAUGAAACAAAACAACUCCAGGUCUGUUUAUGAUGAGGAAACAUUAGAAUAGUAUAAUAUGUAUUUGUCUUUAGGGUCCGCCACCUUCUCGUUUCCAUAGAGACGUGAUUGCUUUGCCUGGAAUGUUCCACAGUAAGACAUUAAAAGAAAUCUAUCUUACAUCUAUUUCAUUACAGGUGUUUUAUUGUUCAGAAAGACAUUUGUGGUAUCCUCUGCUUGCUUGUUGCUAUGGAGAAAAGUUACCUAUUGCCCCUUUAAGUAACAGGAGUCCAAGCCUUAGUUGAUGUUACACAGUAUAGCAUUAAAAACUCAUUGUUUCCGUGGAGAUAGACAUAAGCCAGUUUUUUUUUUUUUUAAAUCAAUAUAAACACAUGUACUUAGAUCAAAUGUAUUAAAGGUGCACUAUGUAACUUUUGUGGUAGGAGGUCAGUUCCAUGUUUGACUCAUAAAAAUGCUAUUGCUAAAUGCUAACUUUUUUUUUAGUGCCAAAAUACUUGCUUCUAUGGAGAUUGUUUAAUUAAAAGUUUUUGGAGCCUCUGCCCCAUUAAAACUUCAACAUUUCACUUUUUACAUAAAUUGAUUAGAUUUUGAGCUGAACCCACAACCCCCUCGUUAGACGCAGGGGAACAAACCACUGCACCACAAUGCGAUUUUAAGUUUUAUUUUCUGCAGAGCUGUGACGUGAGCUGGGGAAUAAAAAUGUUCAUAUUUUUGUCACAUUUUGUCACAAGUUAAAAUCCAAACAUUGAGACAUUCACUUUGAGAUUAACUCGUUUUCUUUGAUUUAAUACAAUACAACGUUCAACACAAGAGACCUUCAUUAAGUCCUCAAAAUGACACCUGUGACCCGGAAACAAACCCAGGAGUUACAAGCAAAUGAGUAACUUUUGGUUCAUAAAAUUGAACUUUUCAGACACUGUACUUUUACUCUUACUCGAGUAAUAUAUUGCACAGAUUAACAGUACUUUUACUCACACUGGGGAAGAGGAACCACAACUUUUACUCAAGUGGAAAGUGACUUAAUCUCUAUGUAACAAUAUGAAAUGAUCUGAACAUGGCUCCUUCAGAUCUGAUUUAGUUUGACUCAUUUUGUGCAUUAUAUAAUUUACAGUAAUUUACAGUUACUUAAACUCAACGGCUCUUGUACAGUGACUCUUACUCUAAAAAUACUAACAUUGAACUUAAGUAAAAGUACAAAGUUCCUUGAAGAAAUUACUUCAGUAACAUGAUUUUGAAUUUGAGUCACUGGCCUGAGAUAAAAAUGCUCAUUUCAAAUAUCUGAAACGUGAUUUAAACCAGUGAAAAUUUCAGUGCUCGUGUGAUCUACAUAUCGUACCAGUGUUUAAAGUGCAAAAAAAUAAACUAAAAUGUGCAAAAAACAUCUCAUAAUACUCAAAAACAUGUGCAAAUGUCAAAGAUGCAUCCUGUGAUUUCUGGUCUAGGUCUGCCUUGAUGGGUUUGCACUGCCCUCUAGUGGUCAGGAGGGACGCAACAUUAAAGUGCAUGUGAGGUUCUUUAGGCUCAUUUAACAAAAACAAUUAUAUUUAAGAUCUUACUAAAGAUCUUGCCUGGCGCUUUCUAUUUUUCCCUCAUAACUGUUACCUAGCAACCAUACUGUAAACAACAAGCUGUCUGAUUACGUAAUAGUUAUGACUUGAUUAAUAAAAAAUAC